AUGGUCUCCCCGGAACGACUCAAGGAGAUAUGGGUCCCCUUAGCGGACGACUACGCGUAUAAGAAGCGCAAACUACGCGUUGCCACCAUCGGUGCUGGCUUCUCAGGCUUGAUAUUUGCCCACAAGAUCCAGCAUGAGCAACCGGAGUUGCAGGAGUUCAUUGAGCAUGUCAUCUUUGAGGCCAACGAUGACGUUGGCGGAACAUGGAAAGUCAAUACGUACCCGGGUGUCCAGUGCGACGUGCCGGCCCACAUCUAUGCAUUUCCUUUUGAUCCGAAUCCCGACUGGUCCAAGUUCUAUGCCGAUGGCCCAGAGAUCUUGGAGUACGUGAAGAAGACAGUCGCCAAAUGGAACUUGAACCGGGACAUUCAGUUCAACACUCGAGUGAUUGCCCUCAAUUGGCUGGAAGAGGAAGGGAAGUGGAAGAUCCGUGUCCGGAAGAAUGGACAGGAAGAGAGGGACGAGUUUGCCGAUGUUCUCGUGUCAGCUCAGGGGUUUCUCAGCCAGUGGAAAUGGCCAGAUAUACCCGGUCUGCAGACCUUCAAGGGCCACAAAGUGCAUUCGGCGGGAUGGGAUCACUCCUAUGACUACUCAAACAAAAGAAUAGGAAUCAUCGGCAAUGGAUCAUCCGCCAUCCAAAUCUUGCCACAACUGGCCAAGUUGCCUGGUACACAGGUGGUGAGCUUUCAGAGGGGGGCCACCUGGAUCACUCAGAGUCUAGGCGAGGCCCUCGGUGUUGGCGGUGACAAACAGCCCGACGACGAAGAGACCGAGGACCAGGAAAUGACCAACGGUGAUGAGGGCGUCGAUAUGACGGAGGUGGAUCCGGCUGAGGAACAGGUGGGAAGCAAGUUCAACCCACGAUACACCAAGAUCGACAAGAAGAGGUUUCGGAAUCCUGAGAAACACAAGGCCUAUCGUAAGAUGCUGCAGCAUGGGAUGAACAAGGGUUUCAGGCUGUUCCGCAAAGGCUCUGUUCAAAACGCCAAAUCCACCGAGGUCACCGUCGAACGGAUGCGCGCCGCGUUGAACAACGACCCAGAGCUCUGCGAAAAGCUCAUUCCGAACUGGACACUGGGUUGCCGACGCCUGACCCCCGGUGAAGGCUACCUGGAGGCCUUCCUGUUGCCCACCGUGUCGCUGGAGAAAUCACCUAUCGCGCACAUCACCGAGACCGGCAUCGAGACAGAAUCCGGGUCUCACUACGACGUGGACGUGAUCGUGUGCGCCACGGGCUUCGACGUCUCGCACGUCCCGCACUACCCCGUAACGGGCCGCAACGGCAUGACCCUGGCCGAGAAAUGGAAAGACGAGCCCGAGAGCUACCUGAGUGUGGCGUGCCCAGAUUUUCCCAACUACUUCAUCUUCACGGGGCCGAACGCGACGGUCGGGCACGGCACGCUGGUGACCAGCCUGACGUGGACGGCCGAGUACAUCGUCAAGUGGCUGCACAAGAUCGCCGGCGAGGACAUCCACUCGGCGGCGCCGCGCCAAGACGCGACCGACGAGUUCGUGACCUACGGCGACGAGAUCCACGCCACGCUCACCUGGACCGGCGCCUGCAAGAGCUGGUACAAAAACCACCGCGUCGACGGCCGCGUCACCGCCACCUGGCCCGGCAGCGCCCUGCUGUACCGCGAGGUCAUCCUUCGUGAGAUCCGCGGCGAGGACUGGGACGUACGCUACCGCUCGCGCAACCGCUGGAAGGGCGUCCUGGGCAACGGCUUCACCCGCCUGGAGAUCGAGGCCGAGGAGAAGGAACAGCAAGGCGAAGUCGUCGAUCUGGCUUUCUACGUCAAUUCGUAA
Messenger RNA from Fonsecaea erecta, 1806 nucleotides. RefSeq lists its product as hypothetical. Gene Ontology annotation, molecular function: NADP binding; flavin adenine dinucleotide binding; N,N-dimethylaniline monooxygenase activity. The transcript is spliced from 4 exons. Lineage: Eukaryota; Fungi; Ascomycota; Eurotiomycetes; Chaetothyriales; Herpotrichiellaceae. The coding region runs from base 1 to 1806 and encodes 601 amino acids. The record is from RefSeq and is a predicted model, not a curated record.